AUGGCCUUCACAACCAAGUGUAGUGCCCGUGCAAUUAGGUUCUUGAAAUCUGCUCGAGGAGACUCUAUCAAUUCCAUUCUACAGCCUGAUGCUUGUGGGGUACUUGGGAUAUCGUAUGAAGAAGAACCCGAACGCCUUCUGAGCACGCAGGAGACCCAAAUACAAGGGACACCCCAAAUGUCAAUCUCCAUGCCUAGCAAUGAUGUUUUCUUGGAUGAAUUCUUUGAUUGGUAUCAGCUUCCCUUGAAUGAUGAGUUGUUGUUCGAUGGAAUGUUUCCGGAAUCAAUGUGGAACGAAAUGGGAAAGCAAAACGAGGGGCAGUCUUGA
Molecule: messenger RNA, 327 nt
Organism: Penicillium crustosum
Lineage: Eukaryota; Fungi; Ascomycota; Eurotiomycetes; Eurotiales; Aspergillaceae
Exons: 1
Coding region: 1-327 (108 amino acids)
Source: RefSeq, a predicted model, not a curated record